AUCAGUUGGGCUGCAUGAAAGUCUGAAGACAGCAGACACAGAGCGCGUCGCAUUUCCCCGGUCGAUCAGUUGACUGAUUUCUUUUUUCUCCUUUUGUUUCUCUGACCGUCCGCUUUGACAUCGGAUGCUUUCGUAAAGCGGCGCUUCACUCGGCGGAUGAAGUUUUCCUCUCGCUGAGCAGACACACAAUGUGACCAUGUAGAGUCAGCAGGCUGUUUUAUCCCUGGACGGAUUUCGGACCUUCAUUGAUCCCGGGAGAAAAGGAUAUCAACGAUGGGCAAACUUUUGUCAAAGCACGCGUCCAAGCGCAGAGAAAACCCCGAAGGAGACAGUUUUGUCGUGAAUGCCUUCCUCCGGAGAGGGAUGGAGGAAUGCGAGAGGUACAGCUCAACAGAUCACAAACUGAAGAGCAUGCAGGAGUUUCCGAGUGCUGAACUGAAGGAAGGACAAUUCACAGACCAACACUGUCCCCUUGAGGUGAUUCUUCCGCAGGAGAAGGCUGAAGGUUGUGAAAGCUACUUGCAGUACCUGCACUCAGAGGACGGAGAGAAAGAACCUGUCAGAGACGCCACCAAAAGUUCCGGGAAGAAAUGCAUUAGCGUCAAUGAUGUGGAGUGUGAUGUUUCUUUGGAAGAUGACAACCGUCAGGAAUGGAUCUUCACUCUUUAUGACUUUGACAACAGUGGGAAAGUCACCAAAGAAGACAUGUCGAGUUUGAUGCACACCAUCUAUGAUGUGGUGGAUGCCUCUGUGAAUCACUCCUGUCACAACAAAAGCAAGACUCUACGCGUGAAGCUGACCGUCACCCCAGAGCCGAGGAGCCACAGACGAGACACAGGAGCAGAGCGCUGCCACCACGAUGAGAGCCGGUCAUCUGACAAGCGUCUCUCCUCAUACUUCAGUAGCAAGGGACAGAGCAGUGAGCCUCCGGCCGCCGAGGGUCAGCAUUACUGCGUGGAUGAGAACACGGAGAGGAGGAACCACUACCUGGACCUGGCUGGUAUUGAGAACUACACUUCCAGAUUUGAAGGAACAAACCCAGACUGCCCCGCUCAGGAGACUCAAGUUCGUAGCUCACAAAGCCAGAGUCGUUCUCGCUCCCAUGAGCCAGAAGCCCAAGUUGUUCACCACCGACGUUCACAGGUCAUCGGUGAAAGCUACAACCCUGCAGAGCCUCGAGCCAAAGGUGCUCAGUUUCUCAAAUCCCCUAAAGGAGCCUAUAAGGGAAGUGGAGGCAAUAACGGAGGAGGCAAAUCCAACAAAUGUCACGGUUACCACCCUCCCAUCCAAACGAUGCUGCACAGUGGCAACGCCGCAGGUCACGGGGGUCAAGAUGUGUACCACCUGCCACACCAAGCUCAACCUUCAGCCCACCACCAGCACCCUCUGCAGCACAGUCACAGCAAGCGGCUAAAGGCCAGAGCUCGCGAUUCCAUGUCUCCGACCAAAACCCUUCUGACUCCGCAGCCCCACCACCAACAGCAGCCUGCCAUGCCGUCCAUGCUGCCCGGCAUGGAGAGGGAGCAGGCGUCCGGCCCCCCCGGGAGCCCAGGGAUUGUUGUUCCUGUGGUGCAGCGCCAUGAGCAUCACCAUCACCAUGAACACCACCACCACCACCACUACCACCACUACCACCAGACAUGACAGCUUUAUGUAUAAAUACAUAUGAGUGACUGAAACCAGGACCAAACCACGCUAUUCUGAAGGACUAAUCCAAUGGAAGCACUCUCCAUCCUGGAUUUUCAAAGCUUCCUGCAAACUCUACAGAUAUACUAAGAAACACUGUACUGAGCUGCCAAGUACACUGAUGGUAAAUGGUGUCUGCUUAGCAGGACCUCGGCAUGUAGUAAGAGAGAAAUGGCGCAGUUUUUCAGUAUUUUCCCCAAAUGUUGUACUUGAAAGCCUGCACUCCUUCCACAUGUUUUUUAAGGGGUUCAGUAAAGAACUAAUUCGAAUCAGAUGACUUCUGUUGUGUCACUCAGUCUCUUCAGUCAAAGUCCUUUAAAGCUAUACUAUGUGUCCGAAUAGUUGUUGUUCCAUGUGAGACGUUUUCAUAAAUGCAGAUCUCAGGUGUAAAGGUGCUGCUGCUCGCGAGCUUUCCAGAGAGGCCCUGCCUUCGUGGGACCGGUGCUGUGGGGCCAGGAGGCUUCCUGUUUGUGUGUGCGAAGGAAGAGAGAGGAGAGGGAGUAUGAAAUCACCACUGCCAGUUUUAAUGCAAAAUACCUUCCUAUAUGUAUUAAAAAUCUAUAUAUGUAAACACAUUUUACUGUAUAAUAAUUAUGCUCUAUAUGCAUAUUUCAUCCUGGAUCUAAUUAUGCAUAUAUGUAUUUUGUAUUUUAUAUAUUUUAAUAAACAUUAUAUAGUUCAUUUAUACAAAUGCA
This is a messenger RNA of Poeciliopsis prolifica (blackstripe livebearer), 2381 nucleotides long. RefSeq names its product NKD inhibitor of WNT signaling pathway 2b (gene nkd2b). Gene Ontology annotation, biological process: negative regulation of Wnt signaling pathway. Lineage: Eukaryota; Metazoa; Chordata; Actinopteri; Cyprinodontiformes; Poeciliidae. Gene Ontology annotation, molecular function: calcium ion binding. The coding region runs from base 274 to 1644 and encodes 456 amino acids. Gene Ontology annotation, cellular component: cytoplasm. The record is from RefSeq and is a predicted model, not a curated record. The transcript has 10 exons.